Molecule: messenger RNA, 9142 nt
Organism: Boleophthalmus pectinirostris (great blue-spotted mudskipper)
Lineage: Eukaryota; Metazoa; Chordata; Actinopteri; Gobiiformes; Gobiidae
Gene: notch2
Product: notch receptor 2
Biological process (GO): regulation of developmental process; apoptotic process; regulation of DNA-templated transcription
Cellular component (GO): signaling receptor complex; membrane
Molecular function (GO): protein binding; signaling receptor activity; calcium ion binding
Source: RefSeq, a predicted model, not a curated record
CUUUUAGUGACUUCAGUGAGUGACUGCUGAGCGCACGGAGCUGAGAGACUCUACCGCUGUUUCCUAACGAGGCGGACAAGUAAUUGUAGAAAUUUUUGAGCGAUUUUCACUUAAACCGCGUCCUGAACACAGUAAAGAAGGACUUAAAAAUGUUGUAGACUUCCCUGGAAUGUGUGUCUCAUCAUUUCUUCAGCCGUAGGUUUGUUAUAGUAGGACUUUGAAGAACUUACCGUCCCGGGAGACAACUCAACUUUGGGCUAGCGACCUUAUGUGGAUUUUAAGGAAAAAAUGGAGCAGCUCCCCGGUCUCUCCUCGGGAAAAUCACUGAUAUUUGUGGCGUGUCUCAUUCACGUCUCUUUGGCUCUGCAAUGUGUGGACGAUAAGAAACCUUGUGUGAACAACGCGACGUGUGUGACCUUUAACAAUGGAACUGGACACUGCCGGUGUGCUCCGGGCUUUUUGGGAGAAUACUGUCAAUACAAGGACCCCUGCCAGCCUGUUUACUGUAUUAAUGGAGGUAAAUGUAUUGUAUCGCUAUCUGGGGGUGUACCUGUCCCAGGAAACCCCACCUGCACCUGCCCCAUCGGAUACACAGGCGCACACUGUCAGAUGCCCCAAAACUCCUCGUGCUACCCCAACAACCCCUGCAUCAACAAUGGGAAGUGUGAGCUGGUAACAUCUCUGGACAAGUUCAAGUGUCGCUGUCCAAGAGGAUGGACAGGGCCCCGAUGUGAAUACGAGGACAGCUGUCUCUCCAGUCCCUGUGCUAAUGGGGGCGUGUGCACAGCUCAGUCCAGUCAGAACUACAAGUGCUCUUGUCCUUCAGGAUACACAGGUCCCCGAUGCCUCAAUGACACGGACGAAUGUGCAGCCACACCCUCCAUCUGCCAAAACGAAGGCUUGUGCAGCAACACUCCCGGCUCCUACAAGUGUAACUGUGCACCUGGAUUCACGGGGCGACACUGUGAGAGCUCCUAUGUGCCCUGUUCCCCUUCGCCAUGUCUCAAUGGAGGCACCUGCCAAAGCUCAGAGUUCAGCUACUCCUGCCACUGCCUGCCUGGGUUUAAUGGCACAAACUGUGAGAACAACAUAGACGACUGCCCGGGACACCAGUGUGCCAAUGGAGGGACCUGUAUGGAUGGAGUCAACACUUACAACUGUCAAUGUCCGCCAGAGUGGACCGGUCAGCAUUGUACUGAAGAUGUUGAUGAGUGUCGACUACAGCCCAACACAUGCCAAAAUGGAGGAACAUGCAGUAACUUACCAGGCAGUUACGUGUGUGUCUGUGUUAAUGGUUGGAUGGGUCCUGACUGCUCUGAAAACAUUGACGACUGUGCAACAGCAGCGUGCUCCCAGGGCUCCACAUGUAUCGACCGCGUAGCCUCCUUCAUCUGUCUCUGCCCGCAUGGAAAGACUGGUUUGUUGUGCCAUAGAGAUGAUGCUUGUAUUAGUAACCCGUGUAGAGAAGGCUCCCAUUGUGACACCAACCCAAUCAGUGGCAAAUUUAAUUGCAACUGUCCGAUAGGGUACAUGGGCAGCACCUGUAACAUAGACAGAGAUGAAUGCAGUAUUGGUGCUAACCCAUGUGAGCACGGGGGUCAGUGUGUCAAUACUGACGGGUCCUUCACCUGUAACUGUGUGCGUGGCUAUGCUGGACCUCGCUGUGAGCAAGAUGUCAAUGAAUGUGCUUCAAACCCAUGUCAGAAUGAUGGCACCUGUUUGGACCGCAUUGGAGAGUAUACAUGCAUCUGCAUGCCUGGAUUUGAAGGGACUCACUGUGAAAUUGAAAUGAACGAGUGUCUAAGCUCUCCUUGUUUGAACCAGGGUAAAUGUUUGGAUCAGGUCAGUCGUUUUGUCUGCGAGUGCCCAGCAGGUUUUAGCGGUGAAAUGUGCCAAAUAGACAUCGAUGAAUGCUCCAGCACACCCUGUUUAAAUGGGGCUAAAUGCAUUGACCGGCCAAAUGGAUAUGACUGUGAAUGUGCUGAAGGCUUUACGGGUGUGCUCUGUGAGGAGAACAUUAAUGAGUGCGUGCCCGAGCCUUGCCAUCAUGGUGAGUGUAAGGACGGCAUCGCCACCUACACCUGUGAGUGCAAUCCAGGAUACACCGGCUCCAUUUGCAACAUCCAGGUGCAGGAGUGCCAUAGUAACCCCUGUCAGAACCGAGGCCGCUGUAUUGAUCUGGUCAAUGCUUACCAGUGCAAUUGUCCACCAGGCACCAGAGGUGUGAACUGUGAGUAUAAUGAUGAUGAUUGUGCUAGUAAUCCUUGUGAAAAUGGAGUGUGCAUUGAUGGCAUCAACGAGUACACAUGUGUCUGCACUCCGGGAUACACAGGAGCAAAGUGCAAUGUGGAGAUUAAUGAGUGUUCCUCAAACCCGUGUAUGAGUGGCGGUACUUGUGUGGACAAAGUAAAUAGUUUCCAGUGCCAGUGUCCUCCGGGCACCCACGGUCCUCUGUGUCUCUCUGGGAUGGACCACUGCGCUCACCGGCCCUGUCUUCAUGGAGAGUGCAUUGAACAACAGCAUGGAUACCACUGUGAGUGUGAGCCUGGUUGGACAGGAGAGCAUUGUGAAUCAGAGAGAGAUGAGUGCCAAAGUCAUCCAUGCCAGAAUGGUGGCAGCUGUGUGGACCAUCACAAUGGAUAUACCUGUCAAUGCAAAGCCGGCUACAGAGGUAUGAAUUGUGAGAUUGAUAUAAAUGAAUGUGCCUCCUGGCCAUGUCAGAAUCGCGGCAUCUGCGUUGAUGGAGUCAACAGUUACACUUGCCGUUGCAGUCCACCUUACACAGGUAAACACUGUUCAGAGGAGCUUGCUCCCUGUGCCUCUCGUCCUUGUGAAAAAGGCGGAGUUUGUCGUCCAACUCCAGACUACACAUCUUAUACCUGCCAAUGUCCAGUCGGAUGGCAAGGUCCACGCUGUAGUGAAGAUGUUGAUGAAUGCAAAAAGAAUCCUUGCAAAAACAAUGGGAAUUGCAUUAACAGUCCUGGCAGCUACUUGUGCAAAUGUCAACCAGGCUAUAGUGGACACAACUGUCAGACAGAUAUAGAUGAUUGCUCUCCCAACCCAUGCCUAAAUGGAGGAUCAUGUGUGGACAUAGUGGGAGGGUUCACCUGUGAUUGCCGUCCAGGAUUUAAAGGGUCCCGUUGUGAGACUGAAGUUGAUGAAUGCGCCUCACACCCUUGCAAGAAUGGGGCCAGCUGCAGAGACUAUGUUAACAGCUUUGUGUGCGAGUGUCGUCCAGGAUUUGAUGGGAUUCUAUGCGAACGUAACAUUCUUGAAUGCACAGAAAGUUUGUGCUUGAACAAUGGAACAUGCAUCGAUGAUAUAAAUACCUUUUCAUGCCGCUGCCGUCCUGGUUUUUAUGGCACUUUCUGUGAAUAUGAGCACAAUGAGUGUGACUCUCAGCCCUGUAAGAAUGGAGGGACUUGUACUGAUGGUCUGGGCACCUAUCGCUGCACCUGCCCUGCGGGAUACAAUGGACCCAACUGUCAGAAUCUUGUAAACCUGUGCACCCACGUUCACUGUAACAAUGGAGGGUCCUGCUCUCAGACAACCACCACCUGGACCUGCCACUGUACAAUGGGAUGGACUGGCCUUUACUGUGAUGUUCCUAAUAUGUCAUGUGAAGACUAUGCUGCCAUAAAAGAUCCGAAAAUGAAGGUGGAGGAUGUAUGCAAGAACGGUGGGCUUUGCAUAAAUGUUGGAAAGUCCCAUCAGUGCCAAUGCCAAACUGGAUACACGGGUAGUUAUUGUACAGAUGUGGUCGAUGAAUGUAAGUCAAAUCCCUGUCGCAACGGAGCUACAUGUGUCAACUAUCUGGGCACAUAUGAAUGUAAAUGUAAACCAGGCUUUCAGGGAGUCAACUGUGAAUAUGAUGUGGAUGAGUGUCACUCAAAGCCCUGCCUCAAUGGUGGAACCUGUAUCAAUCUCAUUAACCACUUCACCUGUGCAUGUCCGCCAGGAACUCAUGGGGUACAGUGUGAGGUAAACGAGGACGACUGCGCUCCCAAAUCAGGCUCCUCUGAGCCGCGCUGUCUGAACGGGGGGCAGUGUGUAGAUGGGAUCGGCCGAUACACCUGCACCUGUCCUCCGGGGUUUGUGGGUGAACACUGUGAGGGAGAUCUCAAUGAGUGUUUGUCUGAGCCCUGUCAUGCUCCUGGCAGCCUGGACUGUGUGCAGCUGGACAACGACUAUAAGUGCCGCUGUCGCCUAGGUUACACAGGGCGACACUGUGAGUCUAUGGUAGAUCUGUGUUUGUCCAAGCCCUGCCAUAACAGUGGCACUUGCUUUAUGAACAUGAGCUCAGUCCAUGGUUAUAUCUGCUCCUGUGCCCCUGGUUUCACUGGAUAUAACUGUGGUGAACUAGUAGGAUGUGCCAAACUACGAUGCCUGAAUGGUGGGCACUGUGUGGAUCAGCCAUCGGGUCAUCUGUUCUGCCAGUGCCAGUCCGUCUUCAGUGGUCCACACUGUGAAAAGUGUGGAUGCAAAAAUGGAGGAACAUGCGCCAAAGACCCUUCAAACCCAUAUCAGCACAUCUGCGUCUGUCCCCUACACUUCUCUGGCCGAUUUUGCCAAGUGUCAUCACCACCCAAACGCAUGUGCCCAUACCCCCAGUGUGAGAACCAGACAGAGGAUAAAGUAUGUGAUGAUCAGUGCAACAACUACGAGUGUGAGUGGGAUGGUGGAGACUGCUCUCUCAACUGGAAACAGCCCUGGAUUAACUGUACCGCCAGUGUCCCCUGUUGGGACUUGUUCAAGAAUGGACGCUGUGAUAAGGAGUGUGACAACCCUGGGUGUCUCUUUGACAGCUUUGAAUGUCGAGGGGAUGUCCCAGAGCCUUGCAAAUAUGACAAGUACUGUGCAGAUCACUAUGAUAAUGGAUACUGUGACCAAAGCUGCUACACUGAGGCGUGUGGCUGGGACGGCCUCGACUGUUCAAAGGAUUCUACACCCAAAUUACUGGAUGGUGUUCUGAUUAUUGUCGUGCGACUGCAGCCUGAGGAGCUGCUUGGAGACUUGAGAGGCUUCUUGCGUUCUCUUGGGGCAUUGCUGCAUACAAAUGUAAAAGUAAAGUUGGAUGAAAAUAAUAAACCAAUGGUCUAUCCUUUCUAUGGGCAAGAGGCGGGUUGGCACCUGCUUAAGCGCAGAAGCAAGCGUGAACUAGACAGAGAAGUGAUUGGCUGUCAAGUGUAUCUGGAAAUAGAUAACAGAGAAUGCUUCCAGAGAUCCCCGACUUGUUUCUUAAAUAUAAAUGAAGCUGCAUCCUUCAUUGCUGCUGCUCACAUAAAGGCAGAUCUUCCAUAUCCUCUAGUGUCCAUAGGCAGUGAUCCAACUGUUGUGCCAAAACCAGAGUACUUGAUGUACGUAAUUGGAGUAGCAGUGGUAAUUAUUCUGCUCAUCCUUGUCUUGGGAAUGCUAGCAGCCAAAAGGAGACAUAAACAGGGUAUCUUGUGGCUGCCUGAUGGCUUUUUGCCUUCUAAAAAUGACAAGAGGAAAGAACCUGUUGGGCAGGAUGACUUUGAUCUGAAAAAUUUCAAGACGCAAGAUGGAAAUGUGAUCGACCACAAUUCGGGGUGGCUUGAAGAUGAAGCAGAACCCAAGAAGCCAAGAACUGAGGACAAACCAUUACUGCCCAUUGCUAUGGAUGGAAGUGUGGAUCAAAGACAAUGGACCCUACAGCAUCGCAAAGCUGCUGAUAUCACUCUAACACCACCACAGGCCGAUAUGGACACUGAUUGCCUUGAUGUGAAUGUCAAAGGCCCAGAUGGUUUCACACCACUGAUGUUGGCAUCUUUGCGUAAUGGUGGAGGUCUUGACUGUAGCUUGCAUGGAGAUGAAGAGGAGGAGAGUGGAGGUGAAGAACAAGGACCAAGUGUCAUUUCAGACCUGAUAUCUCAAGGUGCUUCUCUGAUGGCCCAGACCGACCGCACAGGAGAAACUGCUCUGCAUCUAGCUGCACGCUAUGCUAGGGCUGAUGCUGCUAAACGCCUGCUGGAUGCUGGAGCUGACCCCAAUGCUCAUGACAAUAUGGGCCGAACUCCGCUUCAUGCAGCAGUGGCUGCAGAUGCACAAGGAGUCUUUCAGAUCCUGAUCCGUAACCGUGCAACUGAGCUUGAUGCCAGGAUGAAUGAUGGUACCACUCCUCUGAUCUUAGCUGCCAGAUUGGCUGUGGAGGGCAUGGUAGAGGAGCUGAUCCACUGCCAUGCUGAUAUUAACGCAGUAGAUGACCAUGGCAAAUCUGCUCUGCACUGGGCAGCAGCAGUAAACAAUGUAGAAGCUACACUGGUUCUUCUCAAGAAUGGAGCUAAUCGUGACAUGCAAGAUAACAAGGAGGAGACACCCUUGUUUCUUGCUGCCAGAGAGGGCAGCUUUGAAGCUGCUCAGGUACUGUUGGAUCAUUACUCGAACAGGGACAUAACGGAUCACUUGGACCGAUUACCUCGUGAUACUGCUCAGGAGCGCAUGCACCAUGACAUUGUUCGUCUGCUGGACCAGUACAAUUUGGUUCAUAGUCCUCAUAAUGGGCAGCACAUGGGAGGAAACUCCUCAAUUGUUUGUGGGGCUAAUGGAGGUGGAUACAUUGGCAUGCGCACUGGGCCACAGGGGAAGAAGAGUAGGAGAGGAGGAGGUGGAGCAAAAGUGGCUGGAGGAGGACCUAAGGAGCUUAAGGACAUGAAGGCCAAGCGCAGAAAGAAGCCCACUGGAGUAGAAGCGCCAGUGACAGGUGGAGGUGCAGCAGGAAAUGGGACCAGCUCAGCAGGAGCCCAAACAAAUGGUGUGAAGACGGCAGCACUCCCCGAGAGCUCCAUCACCAUGUCCCCCGUGGACUCCCUGGAGUCCCCUCACUCAUAUACUGGGGACGUGUCUGCUCCUGUUUCCACUACAGCAAACUCCCCUCCCCUUCUCAACAGCCCUAGCAGCAGACCUCUGCUACCUCCGGUCAGCCACAUGCUAGGCCAGCAGCAGGGCUGGGUGGGCAUGCCCAAACAUGGGUAUAACGGCUCCAUGUUUGGCUUAGUGCCACACCAGAUGGGUGGGGCGCACCCUGGCAUGAGCCAACACCGCGGCCAGGGGGCAAUGUUGACACCAAUGAAUGUGACCAUGAGCAGAGAGCAGCUUCCUCCCAUCGUCACCUUCCAAAUGUUGUCCACUGGUGUGGGACAGCCCAUGCUGAAGCAGCCCCAGCCUGGGCAGGUCCAGGUCACACAGUCCCAAACCCCGCAGCACGGGCCCCCUCCUCUGCACUGCUCCCAGAUGUACCAAAUGCCUGAGCAGAUGAACAUGACACAUGCCCUAUCUCACGCACUCCCACACGCCCAUACGGUCAACCACGGAGGUCACAGCAUUGACGGCCAGUCCCGAGCACUGCCUUCCUACCCCACUAUGCAGAGCCCAGUGGAUAAGUACCCCACACCCCCGUCUCAGCACAGCUACACCCCAGCCAACUCAGAGGGCACCACUCCGGGUCAUUCUGCCCAUCCUGCCAGCGAGCACCCUUACCUCACCCCUUCUCCAGAGUCUCCAGACCCAUGGUCCUCCUCCUCCCCACACUCCAACUCGGACUGGUCAGAUGUGACCACAAGCCCCACCCCUCUGGGCACUGCCCACCAUGCACUAGCCUCUUCACAUCGCACACACAUUCCAGAGCAGGCACAGCACCAGCAACAGUCACAGCAAAUGCAGCAAGCAUCACAGCAGGCUCCGCUUGGGAACAUGCAGGUGUUUGCAUAGACUUAUCCAAAGCAGAUGAACUCUGUGUAGUUUAACUACAUGAAUUAGUGACUCAUAAACUGCUCUAUUUCUUUAUCAGUAUAAUAUUUGUUUAUCUUUUAAAGGUUGAUUGUUUCCUCUUUCUUAAUGCACUUGAUAAGUCUAUGUAUUGUUUCCAAAAGUAUUACUCAUAAAUACGCAAGUUCUCAUCAGCACAAUGUUCAUGCAGUAAUCUCAAAGGCUUUAGUUUGAAAACUUGCCUUUUUGGUCUUGGGCCAUUUAAUGGUGAUGGGUUGUGGAAUCCUUCAGAAACCACUGACUUUGUCGGCAUAAUAGCAAAAAUUGUUGCAUAGAACGGGUGUUUUGUUUGUUUUUUGUGUGUACAAUAUGUCAAUACUAACUUGUGGAACCUUUAAAUCUAAUGCUUUUAUAUGAUGGGUCAAAUGAUGCUUUUAUUCUUAAAGCUGAACUUCUACAGGAAAGAUGAUCACUCUGAAUGAUGCUUGUAAAUGUAUGCACACGUCUUUGUAUGUCUUAAUCUGUUCCAUGACGAAAAACCUUUUAGUAUUUUCACACUUGAGAUCUGCAUGCACCGGAUGCAUUAGAUGAUGUUUACUUGUUGAAGUGAUGUCUUAUUACUCAUGUUUCAUAAGUACCCAUUUUACUAAAUUCAGCUACAGCAAUGUGUAAUUGUUUUUUUGUUUUUUUUUCGGAACUGAAAUUGAAAAGCUGGACAAACUUUACAGAAAAACAUGAAUUAAUGUGUAGUGUGAUAACAUGUACAUAGACAUAUAGCACAUUCUGCUUGUUUUUUUUAGUUUUGUUUUUUUUACAGAGAUCAGCAGUGUUUAAUGAGUAUCUUUCUGUUUUAUAUGAAAAAUUCGCACUUCAGUUAUUUUGAAUGUUACAGAGGUGCUAGUUUUCCUCUUUAGUGUCUUCCAAAGUCAUGAAUCAGAUUUCGCUUUAAUACAAUCAGUCUCUGCUUGCACCUUUGAUAAUUCACCUUGACUGUUGACUAUUAUGGACAGACAAUCAUUCAAAAAUCCAAAAAAUAGCACCACAAUAUUUUUGACCAAAUUUUUGGGUGAAAAUAAUUUGAAUGAAAAAAUAGAAUUUCUUACAAUUAUUUUUUAAAAAGAUAUGCAAAGCAAUAUUUAAAUAAACAAAACCAAAUAGUUUAAUGUAAUUCUGACGUUACAAUCCUUUGUAAUUUAACGUAUCAUCAAAAGCUUGUCUUCUUUGUUCUGUAUAUAAAUGUUUUGUUGUUUUAUGUUCAUUGUACUUUGUUACCAAUAAUCUAUAAUAGACAUGUUACAUGAAGUAGUUGUCAGCAUAUUUGUAUAAGGUAGAGAACUAAAUAAAGACAUUUUGUUAAAAAAAAAAAAAAAAGAACAUCUUAAUGCUUACUGAAAUAAAAGGUCAGUGCAAACACUCA